AUGUCAGCCAAAUCCACCGGCAUAGAGGUGGCCGAGGUCCCCUCGGAGACCAUCCCCAGCCUCGAGGAGCUCAAAGAGGCCCAUGAGUUUGACCCCAAUCUUCCUACUGAGAUCGAAGAUGAACUAGAUGAUGCCUUGCGAAGCGGCGACGUCGAGGUCAAGGGACACCUUGAAGAUAUCCUUGAUGACUCACCCUAUCCCGAAGUCCGCGCUGCUGUUCCCAAUUACGAUGAAGGCGGCACUGGCAGCACCGUCCGAUCUUGGGUUCUGGGUCUGAUCUUCGCCACGAUUGGUUCCGGUCUCAACGCCCUUUUCUCACUGCACAGCCCAACUAUCAGUAUCACCUCCUAUAUUGCUGAAGUUGUUGUAUUCCCAUUUGGUGUUGCUUGGGCUCGAUGGCUUCCCAAUUGGACCUGGACGAUCUUCGGUCACACAAUGGAGUUGAACCCGGGCCCAUUCACAAAGAAGGAACACGCUCUCAUCACUAUUAUGGCCAACGCGACUUUUGCAGGAGGGUUCGCGUACACACUGGAUAUCUUCACGGCUCAGCGUGGCUUCUAUGGACAGCGUUAUGGCUGGCCCUUUGAAAUCUUCGUCACUAUCUCCACACAAACCCUGGGAUUCGGUCUUGGAGGUAUGCUCCACCGUUUCUUGGUCGAGCCGGCGGCUAUGAUUUGGCCUUCCAAUCUGGCCAAUACCGUCCUCUUCAGUGCAAUGCAUGAUCGUGGGUUAGGCUCGGCUGACCCAUCCAAGACCCACGGUUGGAAGAUCAACCGAUACCGACUGUUCAUGUACGUGAUGACCGGUGCCUUCUGUUGGUAUUGGUUCCCCGGUCUGAUCGCUCCAUUCCUGAGUGUUUUUGCCUUUGUCACCUGGAUCAAGCCCAACAACGUGAUUAUCAACCAGCUCUUCGGUGGUGCCACCGGUCUUUCAUUGAUCCCUAUCAGCUUCGACUGGUCCAUCAUCUCUGGAUAUGUCACAUCGCCUAUGUUGUCUCCCUGGUUCGCCAUUGCAAAUACUCUCAUUGGUAUGGUGGUGUGGUUCUGGGUCAUCACACCUGCCCUUCACUUUAGCAAUGUGUUCUACGGAAACUACUUGCCCAUUUCUGAUUCGAACAGUUACGACAACACUGGCCAGAAGUUCAAUGUUUCCAGGAUCUUGACCCCUGAAUACACCUUUGAUGAGGCCAAAUACUCGAGUUACUCCCCGCUUUUCCUCUCCACCACUUUUGCUCUGUGCUACGGUCUCUCCUUUGCUGGUCUAGCUGCUGUCAUCUUCCACGUUGGUCUUUUCCACGGAAAGGAUAUCUGGCGCCGAAUGCGCGAGUCCAAACAGAAGCAUGAGGAUGUCCACUCUCGCUUGAUGGCCAAGUAUGAAAAGGUGCCUAUCUGGUGGUACAUGUCUGUGUUGGUGGUGAUGAUCGCCAUCGGCUUGGCAGUGGUUCUCUCCUACCCUACUCACCUCUCCUGGUGGGCAUUCUUCGUCUCCAUUAUCAUCGCAGGAGUGUGGACCCUCCCUAUCGGAAUGAUCCAGGCUACCACUAACAUUCAACUGGGUCUUAAUGUCGUCACCGAGUUCAUCGUUGGUUACAUCCAGCCCGGAAAGCCCAUGGCCAUGAUGCUUUUCAAGACCUACGGUUACAUCUCCAUGUCCCAAGCCUUAUAUUUCUGCCAGGAUAUGAAGUUGGGUCACUACAUGAAGCUUCCCCCACGUGUCACAUUCAACGCCCAGAUGGUCAGCUGUAUCUGGUCUUCCGUGGUGCAAGUGGCAGUGCUGAACUGGGCCUUUGGCAGCAUUAAAGACAUCUGCUCCUCUACUCAGGCGAACAGCUACACUUGCCCCAACGGCCGCGUCUUCUUCAACGCCUCUGUCAUUUGGGGUGUGAUUGGCCCCAAGCGCAUGUACUCUAUCGGCCAGAUGUAUGCUAGCCUGCAAUGGUUCUGGUUGGCCGGCGCUGCACUGCCUAUCAUCAUCUGGCUGGCAGUCAAGAAGUGGCCUCGCAGCUCCAUUCGGUACCUCAACGCCCCUCUGAUUUUCAGUGGUACUGGCAUGAUUCCCCCAGCUACUCCUCUGACUUACCUGGCCUGGGGAAGUGUUGGAUUCGUUUUCAACAAGUUCAUUCGUAACCGCUGGCGUGGCUGGUGGAUGGAGUACAACUACGUUGUCUCCGCCGGUCUGGAUGUCGGUACUGCUUUGUGUCUCAUUGUCAUGCUCUUUGCCAUUAGUUUGUCCAACUCGUCGUUCCCCAGCUGGUGGGGAAAUACCGAGGCUCUGGCAACUUUGGACUACACCGGUGCUGCUAAGCAGAUUGUCCUCCCUGACGGAGAGACCUUCGGACCGACUCACUGGUAA
Messenger RNA from Penicillium verhagenii, 2352 nucleotides. RefSeq names its product small oligopeptide transporter, OPT family (gene optB). NCBI's taxonomy places the organism in Eukaryota, Fungi, Ascomycota, Eurotiomycetes, Eurotiales, Aspergillaceae. The record is from RefSeq and is a predicted model, not a curated record. Bases 1 to 2352 code for a protein of 783 amino acids. Gene Ontology annotation, biological process: transmembrane transport. Gene Ontology annotation, molecular function: oligopeptide transmembrane transporter activity. The transcript has a single exon.